GAAGAGAAGCGCAGGCGAAACACCGCCGCCUCCGCGCGCUUCAGGAUCAAGAAGAAACAAAAGACGCUGAACCUCGAGCGCACCGUGUCGGACCUGACCGGGCGCGUCGACGAGCUCGAGCAGGAGGCGUCGGACCUGCGCCGCGAGAACGGAUGGCUGAAGGAGAUCGUGAUG
This is a messenger RNA of Heterobasidion irregulare TC 32-1, 174 nucleotides long. RefSeq lists its product as uncharacterized. Lineage: Eukaryota; Fungi; Basidiomycota; Agaricomycetes; Russulales; Bondarzewiaceae. Gene Ontology annotation, biological process: regulation of transcription by RNA polymerase II. Gene Ontology annotation, cellular component: nucleus. The record is from RefSeq and is a predicted model, not a curated record. The annotation marks the transcript as partial. Gene Ontology annotation, molecular function: DNA-binding transcription activator activity, RNA polymerase II-specific; RNA polymerase II transcription regulatory region sequence-specific DNA binding. The transcript has 2 exons.